This is a messenger RNA of Monopterus albus (swamp eel), 5010 nucleotides long. RefSeq names its product glutamate receptor ionotropic, kainate 2-like. Gene Ontology annotation, biological process: monoatomic ion transport. The record is from RefSeq and is a predicted model, not a curated record. The transcript has 7 exons. Gene Ontology annotation, cellular component: membrane. NCBI's taxonomy places the organism in Eukaryota, Metazoa, Chordata, Actinopteri, Synbranchiformes, Synbranchidae. The coding region runs from base 20 to 1336 and encodes 438 amino acids. Gene Ontology annotation, molecular function: signaling receptor activity; ligand-gated monoatomic ion channel activity.
ACAGGAAGAGCCUUAUGUGAUGUUCAAGAAGUCUGACAAGCCUCUGUAUGGAAAUGACCGCUUUGAGGGCUACUGUGUAGACCUGCUGAGAGAGCUGGCCAACAUCUUGGGCUUCACUUACGAGGUUCACCUGGUGGAAGAUGGGAAAUAUGGUGCCCAGGAUGAGAACACAGGCCAGUGGAAUGGCAUGGUCAAGGAGCUAAUGGACCAUAGAGCUGAUCUGGCUGUUGCUCCCCUCACCAUCACAUACGUGCGUGAGAAGGUUAUCGACUUCUCCAAGCCCUUCAUGACACUGGGUAUAAGUAUACUAUACCGCAAGCCCAACGGGACCAACCCUGGGGUCUUCUCCUUCCUCAGCCCCCUCUCGCCUGAUAUCUGGAUGUAUAUUCUGCUGGCUUACUUGGGUGUCAGUUGUGUGCUGUUUGUCAUAGCCAGGUUUAGUCCCUAUGAGUGGUAUAACCCCCACCCUUGCAACCCUGACUCGGAUGUAGUGGAAAACAAUUUCACCCUGCUAAAUAGUUUUUGGUUCGGAGUUGGAGCUCUCAUGCAGCAAGGAUCUGAGCUUAUGCCGAAAGCCCUCUCCACCAGAAUUGUAGGUGGAAUCUGGUGGUUUUUCACGCUCAUCAUCAUCUCCUCUUACACGGCAAACCUGGCAGCCUUCCUCACUGUGGAGAGGAUGGAGUCACCCAUUGACUCUGCUGAUGACCUGGCCAAGCAGACAAAGAUAGAAUAUGGCGUGGUAGAAGAUGGCUCCACCAUGACCUUCUUCAAGAAAACCAAGAUCUCCACAUAUGAUAAGAUGUGGGAAUUCAUGAGCAGUCGGAGGCAUUCAGUGAUGGUGAAGAACGCUGAGGAAGGCAUUCACCGUGUACUCACCUCGGACUACGCAUUCCUCAUGGAGUCCACGACCAUCGAGUUUGUCACGCAGCGUAACUGCAACCUCACCCAGAUUGGAGGACUCAUUGACUCCAAAGCCUAUGGGGUUGGCACCCCAAUGGGCUCUCCGUACAGAGAUAAGAUUACCAUUGCCAUCCUGCAGCUUCAGGAGGAAGGGAAGCUGCACAUGAUGAAGGAGAAGUGGUGGAGAGGAAAUGGCUGUCCCGAGGAAGAGAGUAAGGAGGCCAGCGCUCUCGGGGUGCAGAACAUCGGAGGGAUCUUCAUUGUCCUAGCUGCUGGACUUGUCCUCUCCGUGUUUGUGGCUGUGGGAGAGUUCCUCUACAAGUCCAAACAGAACGCACAACUUGAAAAGGCCCAAUGGCGACACCGAGAUAAGAAACGUGAGGAAUUCUGCUGUCACCAUGGAUCCAAGCUAGAAUUUAACCACCAUCUCAAAUGACCUCAAGAGAAACUCCAGAAACUUUUGUUUUCUCUUGUAAUCUAACAAGAUCCAAAACUAUUGCACUGUGUUUUUCUUUCUGACACUCCUAAGGGAAUGGGAAUACUCAGACCAGUUUAAUAAAAUGUUUGGAGGGCUGGUAGCAAUACACAGUUGGAUCACAGACAUACUGUAUAUAUUACAAAGAUUUGCUCUGCUGCAUGACCCAUAUCUUCAACAGUCACAUCCACUAACACACACCUCCCUGCUUCUGCUGUUCAUUUCCACUCUGCAAAGUUCCAUCCUGCUUAUAACACAACUAUUCAUAUCUGUUGCAUUUAGACGAAUGCAUAUCCUUUCUAGAUGCAGUAACACAGAAGCUUGACUGGAGCUAAUGCCACUGAAUAAUUUCUGCAUUAACAAAGAAAAAUGGCAGUAAUGAAUUAUUUUAUAUGCAGCAGUCUUCUGUGAGAUAGAAGAUAAAGAGGAUGAGCAUUAUAAACUGCAGGUCAAUAGCUAACUGCUUCCUGGAGUAGGGUUACUGCAGCAACCAGUGUAGAAACUAAUAAUAUGGUGACUGCACAAGUUCUCCAUUCAGUUGCAGCUUUAAUAGGCAAAUAAAUAAGAGAAAAAUAUGCAACACUUACAAAUAGCUUUUGAAAAUUACUCUAGUUAUUGAAAGAGCUGACAGUGACCAGGGAGGAGCCCUACAGUAAUUCAAUUGAUUAACCGGAAUAUGACAACAGUGUACAUAUAUCAUGGUGGAAGGUAAAGAAAUCUGUUUCUUUAGCGCAGACAAAAACACAACAAAUUGUAUAAUAUUGUUAAAAUUCACAUUUUAUUUAAUUUUCUGUAAUGCCUUUGCCUGAAAAAAAUGUCGUGGGUGAUGUUUAUCACUAAAAUAUCUGUACAUGGAAUACAUACAGCGGAAUUUUUUUUUUACAUUUCAUUGCAGUAAUCAUAAAGAUAUUCAGUGAAUACUGAUCUUAUAUUAGACUAUCAAUUUUCUCAUAGGUAUAAGUCUAAUUAACACAAGCUGUACACAGUACAUUAUGUAGUAUGUUGAAAAAACUGCCGCAAAAAGAAACCGUUAUUUCUUUGUGAAAUCUGGGCCCAUUUAUUAUAUUCAUAUUUGGAAGGUCACACUGUGAAAACUGCCCACCAAUUAGAAUGAUAUGGUUAAAAAUAUGUUGUAAAAUUUUUGAGGGCCAUGCCCAAAUGAACAAUUACUUUAAGUAACUAGGGACAGCACAAAUCCUUUAAUAAACUCCCAUGGAAGGAGGGAACCACUGACUCCAGUUUCAGGAGUUGUACAGUACAUGUCCUGGAAAAGUCCAGCGAGAGCCUAAUCCAACAUUUUAGUGUAUUGACUGUACAGUGUUUCACCUAGGCCUAGUGACUCCGUCGCCCCCAUUGUAUCAUUCUGUAAGGUGAAUACAUCUCGGACUCUUAAAUAUGUAAACACACACACACACACACACACACACACACACGUAUCUGCACACAAAUAUACAUACACUAUAUAGCAUAAACGCACAUGAAGCCUGUGAGGUUGAAAGAACAGUGGUCACUGGUGCGUUAUAAUCUGAAGGCCAUGGUAAUUCACAUGGCGAUUCACAUUUUUGACUGCCAGCUAAAAUAUGUCUGCCAUUAAAUGUGUGCAGCCAUUCUGCUAUGUAGACAGCAUUCUAAUACAACUAUAUGACAACAGCCAUGAGCAAGCAAACAUACCCUUUGUUUGCUGUUUCUACCAGUGCAAGUAUUUGCCUCUACACAUGAAAGCUAGUACAAAUCUCAUGCAGUAAUGGGUAUCUGACUGGCAAGAAUAGCAACUCAUGGAAACAGCUGAUAUCACAGAAGUGAAAGGAAUGUAUCAGUAAGAAGAACAUAGAUUUAUUGUGUCUAACACACAUUGAGAUGUUGGGAACAGAAUGUAUGGUUCACGACUGCAUUCCUGACAUCAACAAGCAAAACAGAUUUCUGGCUUAGAUAGAUACUGUAUUCCUCUUGAUUCACAAAACACUACUGGUGGCAGCUAUGGGUGACUACUGCCAUCAGCUUGCAUAUGUGGAUUUCUGUUGGUAUUUUCUCAGGUUGGUUCAUGCAGUCAUGUUAGCAUCAGUGUUUCAAAUCAAAUGCUUGCUGGGAUGAUUUUCUCAUAAAACAGUGUAUGUUUUACCUUCAGUGAGAAAUUUGAUUUAGUCUGUGAUGUUUUUAUUCAAAUCAUAAAAUGCAUUCUCCCAUACUAGAUAGAGGGUUUGUCUAACACUGCAAUGUGUGAGUAGUACACCAGAUUGUACUGGAACAUAAAGUAUAUAGUUAGAUCAGAAAAGUUAGCGAGCACAUUCACAUUGUGAGCUCUACUGCAACAUUAAUUCCUAAAGAAGGUUAUUCACCUAUCCAGAACAAACUAAAUAAAGACAGGCACGAUGGAUAGACCCAGCAGGUAACUUACAGGCAGACAGAACAGACCAUUUUUCAAUGUUUCUCCAUUCAAAUUACAACCUACCAUCCUACUUUAAACCCUGUAUUGACAGUGAGCAGGUUGCACUCUUAUUUCAUGCUUAAAUGCCACUACUGUCAUGUGUUAUACACUCUGCCAAGUGGAAUGUCUUUAAUAGGACCACAUGAAAGCAUAUAAUAAUUGACACACUGUCGUCUUGUUUGCUUGAGAUGUACUUUGUUUAAAGAAAAUAGAAUCACUGGACUAAAAUAAAAUACAUUUCCUCUAAUAUUGUUAUUUAAAGGUCAUUUUGAAGAUGCCUAUAACUAGUGCAUGUUAGUAUUCACACACUUCUUUGUAGAUUAAAACACUUCUGAAACAUUUAGGCCACCGUGAAGGACCAAAGCUUUUCGCUGAAACCAUGGCCAAAAUCUGGUCCUGACAUAGUGAGGACAUAAAAUAGUUUGGUGCACUAAGGAAUUAGCUUCAAAAGCUUGUUUUGAAUAAAAAAAAAAAAGUGUAGAAAGCUUUGUUAGUUCAUAUCAAAUAGGCUGUCUCUUUGCAAUUUAAUCCUCAGUUGAGAUCAACAGUUCCAUAUUUAGAAUAUGAUUGUGGCUAAGGUCGAGAAUCACCUGCCCUAUGCAUACAGCACGUCUCUGUGAUGGGGACCAGGUGGCUACUGAGCAAAUAAUUUGUGAAGCUAUAUCAUUAGACAGGAAGUUGAUAACUAAGUCAGCAAAAAAAAAAAAAAAAAAAGCCUUUUUAAAUGCCCAUUGCCAAUAACAAGAAAAACAAUGCAAUGUCAUGCACAUGGUUAUGGUAUGGUUAAGGGAGCAAAAAACCAUGACAAAUAAACCUUGAUUAAGGUACAGUUACCCACAGGGAGACCUUUUGACUGUGGUUUCCAGAGAGCAGACAGUAACUGCUGCACUGUGACAGGGCAUUAAUACUAGUCUGUGCCAUCCUAACAUCCACAUUAUUACUGCCUUCUCACUAUAUAAAAAGCACAGUACUCCUUAUGCUGGCACUGAAUGUCAGCAGUAUAUGCAAAUCAUCAGUUGGAGACUUGUCUAAUUUAAAAGCAAUUACAAAUGGGUUGCAUUUUAAUUUAAAUUUUUUAUUGUAUGAUUCUAAUUGGUGCCCAGUCAGUAUCUGUUGGUGGAGUGGAGGACUGUAGGAGAAACAUUUUGGAGAAACAAAACAUUUUGCCAUUACCGCUGUGGAGUGUCAGUGUGCUCUUUCACAAACUUCA